CUACGCACGAAAAUGUGGGGUUUUGUCCGUCCCAAAAAUGUGUUAAUUAUAUUUUUCAAGGCGCGAAAGUGCUGCUGCGUUAAGGGUUGUCCAUUACAUUUUGGGGGUUUAAAUGUCAAAGCACGAAAGUGCCGAUGGGAAAGGGGCCCCUAAGGCCAGCAAGGGCCUGUACAAGCAGAGACAGGGUUUUGGCGUCCAGGAGCGUCUGGACGGCUCCACCUAUGAGGGAGAGUUUGUUAAUGGCCUCAAACACGGCAAGGGCAGAUACACCUGGAAAAGUGGAGAGUUCUACGAGGGCUCGUUCUACAAAGACUACAGGCAUGGCGAGGGAGUCUACUGUUGGCCUUCAGGCAACAAAUUCAUCGGCAGAUUUUACCUGAACUGGAGAGAAGGAUAUGGGAAGCAUCUUUUCCCUGAUGGUGCCGUAUUUAAGGGUUUGUACCAUUCCGACCAGAGGUUCGGCCCCGGUGUGCUGCAGGAGUCCUCAGGGCGUCAAGAUGUGGGUAUUUGGCAUGGAAAACAUUUGAUACAACUCUGUAACACCGUGGAAGACAGCUUCAGCUUGAAAAACAUCCCCGAAUACGCCGUAUACUUGGAGGAAUCUACUGCCUCACCUUCUCUCAAUCAGGGAGCCCAAGAUGACAAUUUGCUGUUAUUUGAAGACAAUACCAUUGUCCCCUCCCAAAUUGAGAAUUAUUCCAUGGACAGCGACCACCUCCCAUUACCCCCAAUGAAGAGAAGAGAGUUCGACAAACAUUUUUACGGCAACCUAUGGGAGCCCGAGGACGAUCCUUACCAAGGCUACAAAAGAGACCCGCUCUCCUCGCUGCCCUUAAAGAGUCGGAUGCUGGCUCUAAUUCACAAACACAGACGACUGGCUGAAAACCUGGACUGGGACGUGGCAGCAGUUCUCUCCUUAAAAAGGGAGAGUUUUGGCGAGAAGGGGUUUUUGGAGGUGACAUCGGAACUGUUGAUCCAGCAGGCGGCCACGGGAGAACGGGAAGCAGUUUUCAAGAUUCUCCUGGAUGGCAUCGUUCACCCGGAUGUGGCAGAUUCUCAUGGUCACACCGCACUCAUUGCUGCCACGGUAAAUUGCCAAAAUGAUGUGAUCCACCUCUUGUUGGACAUGGGUGCUAAUAUCGACAAGUUGAAUUUUGAGGGCAUGUCAGCCUUGUCUGUUUGUCAUUGCCUCUACUACCCCUUUCAGUCUUUGUCCACCUUUGCAGAACCUCCUACCAAGUCACAGGACGUCACGGGUGAGUUGAUCGUUCCAAAAAAGCCACAUAGCGCUAAUCAGAGGAAGGUGCAACAUUCAGAAGGCUCGAUUCAGCAGGACGGCGAGAAAGACCCGACGCUGCCGCAGUCGUUCACCUCCACCUGCUCCAUGUACAGCUACCACAUAACUGUCACAGAGGAAGUCAUGCAGGGCGCAGUUGAAGCUCUCAGUCGCACUGGCUUUCCUCAGCAUUUCGAUACUCAGGAAACCGCCCGCAGAAUGGCUGCGAUGAAGUUCAUGCACCGGGGCCGUUUGAUCACACUUAAUCUGCUGUUGGAUCGUGGCGCCGACCCCAACAAAUGCAGAUUCCCCUUACCUGUUCUCUUUUUGGCCAUUAUGGCGGGGGAUACUGAGACGGUCAAGAGACUUCUGCUGUGUGGAGCUCGCACUGAUAUUUCUCUCUCAGCUGAGAUGAAGGGACUAUUUCCUGUACACGUGGCUACAGCCCUGCCAGGCCCAGAAGGUCCCAAAAUCAUAGAACUGCUGCUGCAUGCUCUAACCGACCCAGAUGCACGGGCAGGCGACCAGGAUGAGAUCUACGAACCAGAUAAGGUUUCCAUGAAGGCCAGAAAAACCUGGAAGAUCAUGAAGCCGUGCCCCGGGGAGGGAGGACGAACACCUCUUCACGUGGCCUGCCAGAGAGCCUCUGACCACUGCAACGCCAGCAAGGUGGUAUCCCUGUUGCUCUCCCACAGAGCCAGAACAGAUCUCCUCUGGAGUGGACACUCACCUCUCUCCUUAGCGAUAUCAAGUGGCAACGAAGUGGCAGUGGAGGAGCUUUUGAGAGGAGGUGCAGAUCCUAACAUUCCUUUGAGUCGUGGAGUGGGCAAUGCUCUUUGUGCCCUGAGUAACUUCAGCUACGAUCUCGAUGACAAAAGAGUAAAACUGUUGGACAUGCUGGAAAAGGCCGGUGCGGACAUGUUGAUGCCGGUCAUUGUCGGCGAUGUCAAGGGGACCGCAGUCGACUUUGCACACCACUCUUUUAAUCAGGACCUGCGUAUCGCCAACACACCCUUCCACACCCUCAACAUGGGGGAGAGAGAAACGUUCAAAACGCGUCGCCACCUGCUGAGCAUCAUGGGAGAUCUGCUGAGACACACUGCGGUCCAGAGAGAGAGAGAGCAAAUUGAGAAAGAAAAGCGCAUUUUGCAGACUAAGUUUACAGGUGAAGGUGCAAUCGUUUCCAGUGACAACAAAUCUCCCACGGCGGCCAAACAAAGGAAACCCUUUAAGUUCUGUUACCAUUGCGGUCGCUCGGCAGCUGUGACGCUGACCGCUUGCACUCGCUGCCACAAGGUGCUUUACUGCUCCACGCACUGCAAGCUGAAAGCCUGGAAUAAAGGACACAAGGAGGAGUGUGUCCGGGAGACUCUGGAAUAGACUUUCUCGGGGGAAGUGUGUGUAGUCGCGGCGACUCUUCUUUAGGACAGGGAAAGUUCAUCUACAUGUCUUCACAAAACUGGGAAGACAAAAAAGGCAUGCGCAAGAUGAAGUACGGAGAAAAAGUGUCAAGGCUUUCGGGAACGAAAGGACACAUUUGGGAUUGUGUGGUAAGAAAUGAGGAUAUACCGUAUUUCCUUGAAUUGCCGCCGGGUAUAUAGUAUGCGCCUGCCUAGAAUUACUGCCAGGUCAAACUCGUUUCGCAAAAUAUUAUUUUUAUUAGCGCAUGUCUAGAAUUUCCACCGGGUCAAACUCGUCACGUCACGAGUGACACUUGAGUCAUCAUUUUCAAAAUGGAGGAGGCUGGUUUCAAUCAUUUGAAAUCGCAUAAAGGGAAGAAGAUUAAGAGCUAUUCAGUAGGAUUUAAGGUCCAAGCUAUUGAAUAUGCUAAAAAGAACAGUAAGCAGCUAUGUUUUAUUAAUAUACCGUAGCUGCGUGUGUCAAAUAUGAGUCAUUAAAUGACUCCCGCCUCCUGGUGGUAGAGGGCGCUAGUGAUCCUUCUUGCGACUACUCGGCUGCAGAAGAAGUGACAACAAGCAGCCAUCGUUUAUUUUUUCCUCUCGCUUGCAUUUUUAACAUGGAGGAUUACAUAUCUAAAAUAAAACCGUUUUCUAAACUGGACUUUUAAUCGAAACUGGAGGUAAUAAAGGAAGAUCUCCAUCAAUACCUUUUGUGGGUUCUUCCGAGGAUGUCGUAGUCGUAAUGGUUUGUACAGUCCUUUGAGACAUUGGUGAUUUAGGGCUAUAUAAAUAAACAUUGAUUGAUUGAUUGAAGACAGACUUUUAAAACUGAAGAAAGAUAAGGAAGACUUGUAAAAACAUUCUAAACUGGACUUUUAAUCGAAGCAGGAGGUAAUAAAGGAAGAUCUCCAUCAAGAACUUUUGUGGGUUCUUCCGAGGAUGUCGUAGUCGUAACGGUUUGUACAGUCCUUUGAAACAUUUGCGAUUUAGGGCUAUAUAAAUAAACAUUGAUUGAAGACAGAGAGACUUUUAAAACUGAGGAAAGAUAAGGAAGACUUCUAUAGACAAGUUAUCCAUGCUUUUGAUCAGAAGGAGCUGCGGAUGGACUUCAUUUAUAAGUAAAGGUAAGACCAUAAUAAGGUUUUUUUUAAUUAAAUGUGCUUUUCAUGUUGGUAUCCUUACAUCACACUCAAAUUUAUAAGCGCAGGCUUAAAUUUACCGCAUGCCUUUGGUAAGCGCCGCAGUGAGAAGAGGUUUUAAAAUAAUUAGCGCCUCGGCGGCAGGCAAUUCAAGGAAAUACGGUAUGUAAGGAAUACGCCGAUGAAGCUGCCAGUUGAUCAACGUUUACUGUGUUACCAGUUUUGAACGGUGCUGUGUUAAGUCUAUAAAAACGAUUUGCACUUUUUUUCUGUUUUGGGACUCACACGGACUUAAGCAGUCAU
Nerophis ophidion (straightnose pipefish) is the source of this 4118-nucleotide messenger RNA. RefSeq names its product ankyrin repeat and MYND domain-containing protein 1-like. Bases 113 to 2656 code for a protein of 847 amino acids. Lineage: Eukaryota; Metazoa; Chordata; Actinopteri; Syngnathiformes; Syngnathidae. The record is from RefSeq and is a predicted model, not a curated record. Gene Ontology annotation, molecular function: protein binding. The transcript is spliced from 17 exons.